AUGGAGACUGUUACCCAGCCAGAAAUGGUCGAAACGACUAGAAGAGGUGUACACAUGGCUCCUCCGCCGACGGACACACACCAGAUUAUCAGGCGGAUGAAUGCUGCCUACGAUUGGACUGGCCCUGACGACCCGGACAACCCUCGCAACUUUCCAGCCAUUGUGCGCAUCCUCAGCAUCGCCAGUAUCACUUCGCUUGCCUUUGCUAGCUGCUUCGCCGGUGCGAUCUACGCCCCUGCCCAAGAGGCUGUCCAACAAGAAUUCCAUCAGAGUCGGCUUGUGGCCGUCCUCCCGCUGUCAAUGUACAACCUUGGCAUGGCUUGUGGACCAAUCGUCGGGGCCCCUCUGUCAGAGACAUAUGGGCGGAAGACGGUGUUUGUGGCCACGACUCCAAUCUUUCUUCUUUUCAUGGUCGGGUCUGGGUUCUCCAAGAACGUGAUCAGCUUAAUUAUCUGCCGUUUCUUUGCUGGCGUGUUCGCCGCGCCAAACAUCAACAACGUCUCAGCUACCAUCCUGGACUAUUCCGAGCCUCGGUAUCGCGGAGCCAGCCUUGGUAUCUACUACUCUAUCCCAUCUCUCGGCUCGACUAUUGCUCCUCUGAUUGGUGGCUUCAUUGUAAGACCCAAAGGCUGGCGUUGGACGCAGUGGGUGGCUAUAAUGGCCACCGUUGCUCUCUACAUCCCGGUCCUCUUCACCAAAGAGACUUAUAAAAAGGUUGUCCUCCGCCGUCGAGCUAUCAGGAUGGGCCUCGGAGAUACUUCAUCUCAGCAAACUUCGGUCGCGAGGACAAUACGGCAUUUCUUCACCGUUCUCAUUUUAAGGCCUCUGCACAUGUUGUUUACAGAACCCAUCGUUACCCUCGUCAGCUUGUACAACGGCUUCAUCUUUGGGCUGCUGUAUACGUUUGUCACAUCUGUUCCCUGGAUUUUCCGACACUACUACGAUUUUGACGAAACCAGCGAAUCGCUUUCGUAUCUUGGCGUUACGCUUGGGACUUUUAUGGCCUGCGGCCCCUUUGUCCUGAUCGACUUUUCAUUCUACCAGAAACGCCUCACACGAUGGCAAAGAGCCCACGACGACACUGAACCCCUCGAUCCUAAGAACCGCCUGGUCCCUGCCAUGGUGGGCAGUCUCCUCCUUCCAACCAGUCUUUUCAUCGCCGGCUGGACAGCUCAAUAUCGCAUUCACUGGUUCACCCCCAUCUUCUUCCAAGGCAUGUCCAUGGUGGCCUCCCUGCUCAUCUACGCGGGUGUGAAUCUCUUCAUGCUGGACUCUUACGGUCCUCUCUAUGGCGCCUCGGCAAACGGUGCAAUGAUGCUCAGUAGGUACACUCUGGGCUUCGCAUUCCCACUGUUCGCGUUGCGCAUGUUUCAAGCACUAGGCGCGGGUUGGGCAACCACUGUAUUAGCUUCCUGUACAAUUCUGAUGGCACCUAUUCCUUGGUGCUUCUGGGUCUUUGGUGAGCAACUACGGAAGAGGAGCAAGUACGAAAGGAGCGCAUAG
Molecule: messenger RNA, 1503 nt
Organism: Fusarium falciforme
Lineage: Eukaryota; Fungi; Ascomycota; Sordariomycetes; Hypocreales; Nectriaceae
Product: MFS domain-containing protein
Exons: 1
Coding region: 1-1503 (500 amino acids)
Biological process (GO): transmembrane transport; spermidine transport; spermine transport
Molecular function (GO): spermine transmembrane transporter activity; spermidine transmembrane transporter activity
Source: RefSeq, a predicted model, not a curated record